Fonsecaea erecta is the source of this 1122-nucleotide messenger RNA. RefSeq lists its product as hypothetical. The transcript is spliced from 3 exons. Gene Ontology annotation, biological process: protein phosphorylation. The record is from RefSeq and is a predicted model, not a curated record. The coding region runs from base 1 to 1122 and encodes 373 amino acids. Lineage: Eukaryota; Fungi; Ascomycota; Eurotiomycetes; Chaetothyriales; Herpotrichiellaceae. Gene Ontology annotation, molecular function: protein kinase activity.
AUGGCAGGGCCAGUACGGCAGCCGAUCGACCUGGCCUCUCUGGAGCGCUACAUCGACAGCAAUGUCCCUGAGAUCAAGACGCCGCUCGAGCUGAAGCAGUUCGGCUUUGGUCAAUCGAACCCUACAUACCAGAUCACCGACUCGAAGGGCACCAAAUAUGUCAUGCGCAAGCGGCCGCCCGGUCAAUUGCUCUCCAAAACCGCCCACCAGGUCGACCGAGAGUACAAGAUCAUCAACGCCCUGGGUCAAACGGACGUGCCCGUGCCCAAAGUAUACUGUCUGUGUCAAGACGACAAUGUCAUCGGGACAGCGUUUUACAUCAUGGAGUUCUUGGACGGCCGCAUGGUGACGGAGCCGCACUUCCCGGGGUUCAGUCCUGAAGAACGAAGAGAAAUGUGGCACGAUGCCAUUCGGACACUUGCAAAGUUUCAUCGGGUCGAUUUCAAGAAGGUUGGACUCUCCGACUUUGGCCGCCACGGGAACUUCUACGACCGCCAACUGAAGACAUUCGGGACACUGUCCAAGGUGCAGGCGGAAUCGGUGGACGUCGACACCAAGAAGCCGGUGGGGGACAUACCACAUUUCGACGACAUGGUGGCGUUCUUCAAGCAAAAGUCGACCCAGCCCAAAGACCGCGUCACGCUGAUCCACGGCGACUACAAGAUUGACAAUCUGGUGUUCCACAAGACCGAGCCUCGAGUCAUUGGCAUCCUGGACUGGGAGAUGGCCACCAUUGGUCACCCGCUGUCGGAUCUCGUCAAUCUGACGGCGCCGUGGAGCUGGGUCGGGCGAAAUCUAGGAACGGCGCACGCCCAGGAGGGCGAGACCGAAGCCUUCAAGGAUGGGGUGACUCCAGGACUUCCCACGUUAGAUCAGGUGGUGCGAUGGUACGCAGAGGCGUCAGGAUAUGACCCCGCCAACGAGCUGGCUUGGGGCACUGCCUUUGGAGGAUUCCGAGGGGCUAUCAUCAUGCAGGGUAUCGCAGCCAGGUACGCCCGCCGGCAGGCCAGCGGCAUGACUGCGAAAAACUAUGGGGCGCAGAUGCCCCUGUACGGAGAGUGGGCUUACAGCUUGGUGAAGAAGCUGCAAGAGAACUCAGCAGGGAAGAAGGCGAAGCUAUAG